GUCAAUUUGGGUUUGAUCGGUUAAACUAAUAUGAUUGGCUAAAAAGGUUGGCGAAACACGUCAAAUUGUGCCACUCUUUCGUGGCCCAAUCAGCGCUGGAGUUGGCCAGCAUAUGGACAUCCGUGAGUUGACUUCGCCUCUGUACACUCCGUGCAUCGUCGACUUGUUGUGUGAGUCCAAGACAACGCAAACAUGCAAGUGUACAUCAUUGCCGCCUGUGCCCGCAACCGUGUGAUUGGCAUCAACGGAACGUUGCCUUGGAGCAUUCCGCUCGACUGGAAAUACUUUUUGGACAAAACGCAAGGUCGCACGUCAAUCAUGGGACGCGUGUCCGCUGUGGAGUACCCGACCAAUGAACAUCGACCUGUGAUUGUCAUUUCCCGGUCGUGGCAAGCUGCCGGCAAGACUGCGCCCCACACCGAGGUGGCCACGAGCUACAGCCAUGCGUUGGAGUUAGCAGCAGCCCGCAAUCUGCCCGAAGUGUGGAUCUGCGGCGGCGCUUCCAUCUACGAAGAGUCCCUGGCGUCCGCGCACAAGCUGUUUAUCACUCGUGUCGAGUUGGACGUGAAGGGCGACACGUAUUUUCCCGAAUGGCAUGACCACUUUGAUGUGCUAGAGUCACGCGAAGAACACGACGAGAACGGAACGAGGUUUGCCUUUGAAGUAUGGACCAAGUCUAAGCCACCUAUCGUUUAGGUUACAGUAUUGCAAAUCAUGUUGUUGAUAACCAAGGGUCCAAACAAUAAAUAAUACCUACUCCGUUUAACUUUAG
Molecule: messenger RNA, 772 nt
Organism: Aphanomyces astaci
Lineage: Eukaryota; Oomycota; Saprolegniomycetes; Saprolegniales; Verrucalvaceae
Exons: 2
Coding region: 193-696 (167 amino acids)
Biological process (GO): glycine biosynthetic process; dihydrofolate metabolic process; folic acid metabolic process
Cellular component (GO): mitochondrion
Molecular function (GO): NADP binding; dihydrofolate reductase activity
Source: RefSeq, a predicted model, not a curated record